Dentiscutata heterogama is the source of this 405-nucleotide messenger RNA. Lineage: Eukaryota; Fungi; Glomeromycota; Glomeromycetes; Diversisporales; Gigasporaceae. The record is from the annotation of a GenBank genome assembly.
AUGGAUGGAAUUUCAAGAUAUUUUAAAUCCUUUGUUGCUGGCAUGUCAUUUAUUGGAUCUAUCCAAUGUAAUCUUUUAUAUCUUUCAGAUUAUCCAGACGGAUCAAGGGAAUACGUCCCGAAUCCAUCAGAUUAUGGGAUUUUAAACUACGACGAAGUUGUUUUGCCCACACAAGAUAAAGUAAAAAUACGAAUUUAUGUUUUACAACAAGUUAAUGAUCAUAGAGCUCGUGGUCAACCUACUAUUUUAAUGUUUCAUGGCAAUGCAGGAAACCUUGGACAUUGUAUACCGAUUGCUGAAAGAUUCUAUAAUGAUUUCAAAUGUAAUGUUGUAAUGUUAUCUUAUAGAGGGUAUGGUUAUAGUGAAGGAUCCCCAACAGAGAAGGGUCUCAAAAUUGAUGCACAG